Messenger RNA from Stegastes partitus (bicolor damselfish), 4343 nucleotides. RefSeq names its product growth arrest-specific 6 (gene gas6). The transcript is spliced from 15 exons. Gene Ontology annotation, molecular function: calcium ion binding. Gene Ontology annotation, cellular component: extracellular region. The coding region runs from base 435 to 2387 and encodes 650 amino acids. Lineage: Eukaryota; Metazoa; Chordata; Actinopteri; Pomacentridae. The record is from RefSeq and is a predicted model, not a curated record.
CAGAGCUACUCCCCCUCCUGAACCAGCAGCAGCAGCAGAAGCAGCAAGAGGCGUGCAGUCGCUUCUCCGCAGACUGUCCGGUCCAGCGAGAGCUGCACACCACAGAAAGUACACCGAGCGAGAGAGAGACAGAGAGAGGGAGAGAGAGAGAGGAAGAGAGAGACCGCAAUGGGGACGAGCUGAACCUGCAGCGGGAGAAAAGAGGUGGUGCUGCGGGAGAAACACGGCGGUUCGAGCCCUCGACGCUCCGCGGCGUCACAUUAACGGCCAACGGUCGCUCGCUGCGAGUUUACCUAAAUACCUGCAGUGUUUCGCCCCAGCGCUAGCAACCGAGAGGGAGAGAGAGAGAGGGAGAGGUGGGACACGGAGACAACCAAAGCAAAAGGGGGGGCAAAGUUUUGUCAAGCUUGGCGCAAAAACACAGCGGUGAAACAAUGCGGUUGACCCCGUCAAAGUCCCUCCUUCCACCGGCAGCCCUGCUAAUCCUGCUGCUAGUCCGCUGGUCCGACAGCAUUUCAUUGUCUCCUCAAGAGGCGAACCAAUUCCUGAGCAGACACAGGAGGGCAAACCAAGUUUUCGAGGAGACGAAGCAAGGACACUUGGAGAGGGAGUGCGUGGAGGAAAGGUGCACCAAAGAGGAGGCCAGGGAAGUGUUUGAAAACGACCCGGAGACGGACUACUUCUAUCCCAAGUAUUUAGCCUGUGUGGAAUCGUUUGGAGAUUCUGAAAAGAAAAAACAGGAUCUAGUGACUUGUGUCCACAAUAUUCCAGACCAGUGCUCUCCUUCUCCCUGUAAUGCCAGAGGCACGGUGCGCUGCGAGGACAAAAAGGGCGACUUCCUCUGUCACUGUUUUACAGGUUGGACAGGAGCCAGCUGUGAGAAAGAUGUCGACGAGUGCAGCAAGCGAAAUGGAGGGUGUGACCAUGAGUGCAACAACACUAUGGGUAGUUACCGCUGCUCCUGUCACCAAGGCUACAUGUUGGUAGGACGCCACAUGUGUAAUGAUGUGGAUGAGUGUGAGGACACAGGCGUGUGUGGAACAGCACGAUGCGAAAAUAAGGAGGGCGGCUAUGAUUGCUUGUGCGAUGUCGGUUAUGUCUAUGACAACGAAACCAAAAGCUGUGUUGAUGUGGAUGAGUGUGAGGCAGGUGUUUGUGCAGAGGAGUGUUUAAACACUCCGGGGAGUUUCCGUUGCUUCUGUGAUGGUCGCCAGGGCAUGAAGCUGGGGCAGGACCUCAGGAGCUGUAAGCCUAUAACUCCCUGUAUGUCGCCAUCCCUGAAGAGGAACUCGCGCUCUCUUUACCUCGGACGCAUGUUCAGUGGUGUACCAGUGGUAAGGCUGCGUUUUCGUCGCAAGAUUCAUACUGGCUUUUCAGCAGAGUUUGAUUUCCGUACCUACGAUCACGAGGGGGUGAUCUUCUUCGCUGGUGGUCACUUAAACAGCUCCUGGAUUGUGCUAGCAAUGCACCAUGGGAAGCUGGAGCUGCAGCUGAAGUACGGCGCAGUCAGCAGGGUCACCAGCAGUGGACCCAUCGUCAAUGACGGCCAGUGGAGAAAGAUCUCUGUGGAGGAGCAGGGGCGGAGUCUGGUGAUUAAGAUUGACAGGGAGGCUGUCAUGAAGAUUGCAGUAAACGGUGACCUGUUUACACUGAAGAAAGGAAUGCACGAACUCAACCUCACAGUGGGAGGAGUCCCCUUUAGAGAGGACGGCCUCGUCAAUCAGGUGAACCCUCGUCUGGAUGGAUGUAUGAAGGAGUGGCGCUGGCUGACGGGUGAAGACACUUCCAUACAAGAAACCAUUCGGUCCAAUGACAACAUGCAGUGUUUCAGCACCGAGGAUCCAGGGGCAUAUUAUCCCGGCACAGGCUUCGCUCUCUUCAACAUCAGCUAUGAAUCACAGAACCUAAGUGUCCAGUUUACCCUGCGUCCAACUUCUGCUAUCGGAGUGCUGUUUGCACUGGUUCACCAGGACAGAGUCCCUCUCUCCAUCGCCCUGGCCGACUAUCAUCCCACAACUGACGAGUGGCGAGAUUUUGUUCUGGUAUCUGUAGGCGAUGUCAUCAUUGCCAGCUCACCUGCGCCCUUGUGUGAUGGUGAGAGUCAUGAAAUCCAGGUGACAAUCUCAGGCAACCAGACUGUCCUACUGGUCGAUGGCAAGUCUGGACGAAGUGAAGAGGCGGAAGUUCCUACUGAUCUCCUGUCACAGUCCAGCACCUUUAUAGGAGGCCUCCCUGAUGUUUCCCUGGUGUCCACGCUGGUGUCGGCCUCCUACAGCGGCUGUAUGGAGGUCAGUGUAAAUGGACGGUCUCUGGACCUGGACCAGGCCAUCCACAAACACAACGACAUCCGCUCACACUCCUGCCCCCUGCUGGACUCCCACCAGUGACCAGAGCUUGAGUCUGCCAAAAUCGAUCCAUAAGCAGUUCGUUGAGGCAAUGGGGAUUCAAAAAAGUCAUAAAAGCUUUGACUAGUGGGGAGAUGUUUUAGAUUGGAAUGUAACAAAAAAAAAAGAAGAAAAAAAAAACAGACCAAGUAUGGUGCAGCUGGAGCCUUAGCCCAGGACCACCAACCCCCCCCUCCCUCCCCGUCCUUAUACUGUGACGACGCUGCUGCCUUUUCACAGUAUUGUCAGUAUUAUGACUUGGUAAGUUAGUCAGCCAAUGAGCAACAUCCCCUGUACUAAGCAAAGGAUAUGGGAAUACAUGCUGCACAACAUUGCCUCAAAAACUGCCCAUGUAUCACAGCCUUGUAAGCCCAUUAGAACACACAGGGCCUUAUCCAGAUCAAUGCUAAAUGGUUGGUCUUGGGUCAGCCUACUACACCUGGCAUCCUGUGCUUAAAUGCAGAUCUGACUGGAACUUUGUAGGCAGAGUGACUACCUUGUGAUCAUGUUGCUUACAUCCAGUUCACGUAAGAUUCACAAAGCUUGAAAUGAUCAAGUGCUUAUGUAGAGUCCAAUGAAAUGUCAAAAAUGGGGACCAGAUAAAUAGUUAUACAUCAGCUGCCCUACUCAGAGAAAAUGUGUGAACAGGUGCUCAGAUCUUCAUGAGUGUUUGGUGCAUAAUAUCUUGGCAAUUGUAUGUGGACUAAUAAAUCUUAUUUGCCCCAGAAAAGCUGAAUUCCCUCCUCUUGUGGAGGCGUGGUAUUAGGCACAGCUUUGUGUUCUGUAGAAAACCUUGCACAUCGUUGCAGGUAGAAAUGGAUUGCAAUGUAAAGCCAUUUUCUUGAUUUUUUUUUUCUCCGAAGCACUCCAUGUCUGCCUGCAGCCUUAAAAUCAACCGUGUGCCUAGAAAAGAACAACUAACCCAAACUUGUUGACAGCUUCCCUCAAAACAGGUGAAUCAUUUCGCUAAGGUGCCGUACUGUAACAACCCGACAAACAAAACUGAUUCUUCUCCUUGUGAAAUCUCAGAUUGCAGUGAACACACUAUGCAUAUUUCCACCUGUGCAUUUUGGAGUGUUUCGCAAAGUUACUCUUGAAGUAGUGACUGACACUCUUUUCAAUCUUUAAUCACCAAAUACAUCACAAAGGCCCCUUCUUUCCCUCAGAAGCACCCAGCCACAGUUAAUACCUGCCAUACCAACAUUAGGACGACACAUUAGCCACAGAAGCACAGGGAGACAGGAAGGGGCCCUCUCCGCGAAGGAGAGCGAGCACUGCAUCGAUCGCACCACACAAGCUACUGAGAAUAUAAAAGAGUGCGCUGUAAUAUACUGAAUAUGUAAAUAAUGUGACUGUACAACGCUUUAUAAAAGACAGAAAGCAAACACUACCUUAUGUUCCCUGGGGUUUUCUGCACAUUUACGUUGAUCCAAAGUUAUAGAAAAAUCAGUCAGUUUCAUCUGCUUCUGAUAGAAAAAAAGUUUGAUGCGUGAUUCUUUUCUUAAAAUGGGAGUUGGGAGACUGAAAGAGCAAUAGCCAGGGAUCAAAGUAGCAUCAAUCUUUAGGGACUAAUUUUAUUUUAUAGGUGCUGAGCAAAUCAAAAACACAAUAAAAAAAACAAAACAAAGAAUGUCAGGAGCAUUGUGAUUGAGAAAGCCAAAAGGGCUCCGGUGUUAUUUUACUUCCCUUUGUAAUGUAUCAUUUUAUAGUUCUCUGAUGAAUGAAUGCCAGAAUAUAGAGCUUGACCUGUUAUUUUGUUUUGUUUUGUUUUAUCUUAUGUGUUGUAUCUUGAACUUCUCUUUAGUUUUUAUUUUUUCACUUUUAACUGCCAGUAUGUGUACAAUGCUGAGAGAAGUCUGCCUUUUGAGUUUUUACUUCCCUCGACAGUGAAAAUCCUAUUUAAAAAUAAAAGCAGCUGUAUGAACAUCAUAGAGUAAAAUUGUAUUUUCAAAAAACGCA